Amoebophrya sp. A25 is the source of this 3958-nucleotide messenger RNA. Lineage: Eukaryota; Dinophyceae; Syndiniales; Amoebophryaceae. The record is from the annotation of a GenBank genome assembly.
GUCCGACAGGAGUCCAAGAAAAUUAUGGGUUCUUCACCGAAGAACGGCAGCACUGCGCGAAAGCAGGCCAAAGCACUACGACGUCUACUUGCAAGCGUCCCUGCGGUGGCGUCAGAGGACACAACUACCACAUCGACUUCUAAGAAAGCCGCUACUGGAACUCCAGCGUCACAGCUUGCUGCAACUGCAGUGAAAAGGCCGAACCCUGAGAAGUCAGGCAAGAGCCCGCUUGAGAAACGACAGAAGCAGGAUGGAGAAAAGAACGCUUCUACAACGCCUCAAAAAAGCGUAACAAGCCAAAGCUUCUUGCUGAAGAACGAAGCAAACAACGAUAUCAAGGUUUCUUCAGCACCUGCUCCUGCUUUUAGCAAGAUUGGAGCCGGAGAGAAGAAAGCAACAGCCACCACGACUGGCAGCGACACUAAGCCGACAAAAUUAAUGGCAGCGAAGAGCACGACUUCAGCUUCACCAAGUGUGAAAACAACUUUGAAGGUGAGCGAGUCAAACAAGAUCACUUUUACGAGUUCGAAAAAGCCUAGUUCUGCUUUCGACGAUUUGAAAGAUACAAUGAAGAGCAUGACGAACAUCAACAAGCAGCCUGCGGGUGUGUAUUCCGACGAAGACGAAGAGGAGGAGUACACAUUCGAAGAGGAGUCGUGCAGCGAUAUUGAGAUGGAUAGUAAGAGUGUUGAAGAGACCUCCAACAUGAAGAUGAUUGAUCGCACAUCGAAGCCGCGCUCAGACGACAAAGAGAAUAAUCGCGACCAGAGCACGGUGAAGAAGUCAGACCCCAGUGGUACAGACUCCAAAGAUGACGCUAAGAAAGAGCAGAAAAGUAAGACUUCUUCUAUUACGGAUAUGCAGCCACCGACAUCUUCUACUAACGUGGAAAAGGAAUCUCAGUCCGGCAAGGCGCGGUCGCCAGUCAGCACUAGAUACCCGAUGUCGUCUUCUAGUGCUUACAGUGAAGACGAAGAGGAAGACUACAUUGACCAGGAAGAGGAAGAGGAGUUAUCCGAGUCACUCAACAAGAUUGAGACCGCUCAAGCACCAGUGUGCCCAGAAAAAGUUACUCAAACCCAAUACGAUGCAACCGAUGAAGACGAAGAGGAGGAAGCAGCUGAAUACUUGUCUGAGGAAGAGGACGACGAACAAAAGUUGCCUGCAUUUGAUUUGUCGGACGAGGAGGAGGAAGAAGUAUCAGAGGAAGAGGAGGAGCUGUCUUCGGACGAAGUGUCGAAGCUACGCGUCGGUGACCUACGCGAUUACACACAUGAACGACUUGUCCUGACAGGAGAAAGCCAGAACCACGAAAAGUUGGACAAAAAGCGAUUCUCUUGCGGAGAUUUUUUUAUUCUUUCUGGACGGGUUCUAAAGUUCCGCUUUUUAGCUGCAGGAAAAGACGAGUCGACGGCCGAGACAGAAGAUGACACAACAACUAGUACAACCACCAUUAACGAGAAUUUGGAUUCCACAGGAGCAAUAGCUGCAUCUUGCUUGGGUGCGGACCUUCGUUUGGGUCGCUGGUACACGGCUAGCUGCCCUGCCGAGUUCGCCCCGCUAGAGGUGCGCGUCUUGACCCCGCAAUGCGUUCGGUUGCAGCUCCAGACCUCAUCGGGAGACAGUGUUCGCAUAGAAUCUUACUCAAAGGAAACGGUAGACAUUGUCCAAGCACGUGCAGAUCUCUGGACUCACACCGCCGCAAACCGACUUGUACUGCAACUCAAUACAACAUUCUCUGCCUCGAGGAACAGCAGGGUGAACGCUUUUGAUGACAUUAUCUGCAAUACAUCUGGUGGUCCUGCGCCACUUUUCGUGCCUGAGCGGUGGUUGGACCUGCGCGACCACGCGAUGAACAAGCGUUGCAUAGCAGUGAUGGGCGCCAAGUCGACCGGUAAAUCGACCUUGCAGCGGUAUUUGGCGAACGCACUCGUUUCAGCACCACCGCUGCCAUCAAAGUCUGCGAAGGUAGUGGAAAGUAAGGAAAAGCAAGACGGUCCUCUGGCAACUUCAGGUCGUAGUCGGGGGCGACGCGUCUUCUAUCUCGAUGCGGACUUAGGGCAACCCGAGCUAACCGCUCCUGGCUUCGUGUCCUUGGCUGAGCUUUCUUCGCCUUUGCUCCAGUCAGACGGCGCGCUAGGGUGCUUUCUGACGACGGCGGCGCAGAAUCAUGGGGAUUCAUCUCCUGCGCAGUUCCUGCAUAAACGUUUUCUUGGUGCCGUAAGCCCCGAGAGUGAUCCUCUCGCGUACUUGGCCGCUGUUGAAGAGGCAAUCCAGAUUUUUCGCGACAAGACGCAGGAUGUGAACAAGGAAGCCAGCACAUCGUCAUCAGCAGAAGAAGAUGUUGUCUUACUUGUAAACCUUCCGGGAUGGAUUACGGGAUUAGGUUACCAUUUGUGUCAGAAAAUUGUGGGGAUGACGAGAACCGACUUGCUGGUGAGAAUCGGCGUUGAAUUCGAAAAAUUACAAUACUUCGCAGAUGAGGCAAGUCCUUUUUUUGGCGCAUCUUGUAGUUCUCCGUCAACAAGACACUCUUCAGGAGUUGAGCAAAAAAGUAGUAGUUCGAGUUCUUCUUCAUUGCAACACGGGAACAAGAAUUCUAGUGGCAUCAACAGAGGAAAAUCGUUCUCAGCUCGUGGGGACGAAGCGUCUCCUCGAUCCCCUAGUUCGGAAGGGGAGGGCGAUGCCCUGUCUGGAUUCCCACACUCAUGGUCUUCUGCUGCCAACGAUGACGCCGCAAACGAGUACCAGUCUCUUCUCACACCCGUGCACGCCGUGCAAGCUGUGUGGACACCCGGUGUGUUCGAGCCCGUGGACCUUCCGCCGUUCCGCGCGCUGCUCCGAGGCGAGGCAUUGUGCUUCGAGGAUGAAACUUUCCUUGGACGAUGCAACACCGAAAAUGAGAAGCAGAUGAACAAGACGACUCCUGCUUCUACACAUAAUAGUAAGGCACGCCUUCCUCGAGAGCUACGCUGGCUCCGACUCUGUGCGGCAUUCAACGCGGCACACGGAGCCUCCUCUGCUUUUUCCAAUACUACCUCUAGUACAGAUGGAUCUAUUUCUUCUUAUGGUAGUUGUCUCUUUCCUCAGGGUCCGGGAGAGUUGCAGCGUCCAUUGAGGACAUUUCUGCCUGGACUGCCUCUACGAGUGCCCCUUGAACUCCUCCGCGGUGGAGUGGCACAGUUACUUCCGUUUGUGGGCUCCGUGGUCGGACUUCGCGUCUCCUCCAGCCUGCACGACAUUCUAGUUUUCGUCCACAGCUGGGACGAAAAGGACAUGGUCUUGUUCGUAGCAGGUGAUAGUGACACAUCGAAUCUUUUAGAAAGUCUCAAUCAGAGUACCAACACGUUGUCGUCUUUGGUAUCUUCUUGGACAACAUCCAAGAACUCCAAGAGCGCAGUAGAGGACCAAGGUUCAGUGAUGAUGCAGCAACAGAAGAACAGCUCCUCUAAAACUACAUCAUCCUCUACAUCAUCCUCUACAAAUACAAGAGAAAAAGAAAUCUCAGUAGAGCUGCUACCGGCAGCAUGCACUUCCUUUGGUUGGCCGCACACAACCGGAUCCACAGCCGCGGCGCGCACACAAAACGGCCCCUUUUGGUGCCGCAAUAUGCUGGAAGGAGUGGAGAAAGGCACCCGGGGGCGGUCUACACGCGGUGACCUCAAAAGACGCCGUCUAGGGUAAUAACUCUAAAGCGACAGGACAGAUUCUCUUCACUCUGGCGGAAUUCGAUGGAAUCAGGAAAAAUGUCUUAUUUCCCCUCUGACAUAUUAGUUCGAAAUUUAACGCAUCUAUCAGUAUCAGACGCUUUCAUAUCCUCGAAAAUCAUGAGGCCCGCUCUCUACUCACCCAUCAUCCCAUUCGCUUUGACACCCUGCAUGACGAUAUGUGAUCUCUGUAGGACGAUAAAUGCAGAACUUUUGAUCUUCCAUCCACCAGAGCUUUGCUAGACUUGCAC